AUAGAGAAAAUUACCAAAAUAGGACUUUCAUGUAUUUUUUCUCGAAAUAGGACUUUCCAUUGCGGUAAUGUGGCACUGUACAUGUGCACAUUAUUACUAUACUUUUUUUGUAAUGUACAUGACCAUGUUUGAUAAUGUAAGUUCUAUUUCGGAAAUAAAAACAUAGAAGUCUAUUUUGGUAUAUUUUCAAUAUUUUUGUCCUACUUUGGUCUUUCUUCGAGUUUGAAUUUUUUCGAUCCCUUUAUUUAUCUUUAAUUACCACCCUUAUUUAGCUUCAUCUUGAUCAUCUCUCCCAUGCAUUACUACUUCUCUCUACCCAUCACCAUCACCCCCAACCCAUCUUAUCUUAACCAUAUAUAGCUCCGACCAAUUCCCUGCUGCCGCAGCAAAACAAUGCCGAUGGGGAAGCCGGAAAACCCUCCUCCGGCAGCGGCAGCGGCGAAAGAGAAGGGGAAGAAGAAGGCGGGGGCGGCGAAGCUGAGGAAGGGGCUGUGGUCGCCGGAGGAAGACGAGAAGCUGAUGGUGUACAUGGUGACCAACGGGCAGGGCUGCUGGAGUGACAUUGCCCGGAACGCCGGCCUCCAGAGGUGCGGCAAGAGCUGCCGCCUCCGGUGGAUCAAUUACCUCCGGCCGGACCUCAAGCGCGGCGCCUUUUCCCCCCAGGAACAAGAUCUCAUCCUUCAUUUGCAUUCCGUUCUCGGCAACAGGUGGUCUCAGAUAGCGGCGCGGCUUCCAGGGCGGACAGACAACGAAAUCAAAAACUUCUGGAACUCCACCGUCAAGAAGAGGCUCAAAACCGCCACCUCUUCCUCCACCCUUUCCCCCACCGACUCUUCCACCUCCGAUUUCAACACUAACUCCGCGACGGCGCCGCCCUUCCUCUGCACCACGGCGGCGGCGGCCUCCCUUCUUCCUCCCAUCCCGCCGGCCAUCCCCCACCAGCACUUCGACCCCUUCCCUCAGUACCAACACCACCACCACCUCGCCGCUGACAUCGGCUACGAGGCGUCAGGGCUUUUCGGCUUUCCGCCGCCUCGUAGUCCCGGCGGUGGUGAGGAGUUCUUUCUGGGUGACUAUGAUGCCUUGAUGGGGUUUGAAAAUGACCUUUCUGCCCCUCCAGUGGAGACCCGUACUACUCCUCAUCAUCACUACGACAAUAAUAACAACAACAACGCUGCUAAUAAUAACGUUGUUGGGGAGGGGAAUAGUUUGACUAACGUUGACUGUUAUGAUGACAAAAAAGAGAACAACAACAACAAUAACGACAACAACGUUGAAGAGAUGACGACAGAGCUUAAGGUUGAGGACUACAUGGUAAAUGGUGUUGGGAAUAAUAAUCAUCAUCAUUAUUGGAACGGAGAAAGCUUAAGAAUGGGAGAAUUGGAUUAUUGGGAAGGUUUGUUGGCUAAUCUUCCUUCAUUACCUUACUUAGGGUAAACGUUUUCUCCUUAUCAAGUUUGAUUGGACGUACGUAUAUAUACACACACACACAUAUAUGUACUGUUUUGGUUCUUUAAUUUCUCCACUAUUCUUUGAGUACUUUUUCUAAGCUACUUGAAAGUAAUUAAGGUUAGGUGAUAUG
Molecule: messenger RNA, 1582 nt
Organism: Cuscuta campestris
Lineage: Eukaryota; Viridiplantae; Streptophyta; Magnoliopsida; Solanales; Convolvulaceae
Source: the annotation of a GenBank genome assembly